AUGACUGACGCAGCUGCGAUCAUGAGCAGUUUGCACAUCACGGCUCCCUGCGUCUUGCCUGUGCCCCUCCCUCCAUCUGCUCUCAGCAUCACUGCUGCCCGCGCUGCUGGAUGUGCGCUGCGACGUCAUGAGCCAUACUGGAUUGGUGAUGGCAUGGACACGCCGCAGGUUGGCUACUUCGGCCUGUUUCAUUACUGCGUCGGAGACGUCGGAGACCACUCCAGGGAGCUGGUGUGCCAGGGGACCUUCACCGAGUUCUCUGAGAUCCCCUCCGGGGCGUUCAAAGCCGCCUCGUUCUUCAUCGGCAUGUCCAUGAUGCUGGUGGUCAGCUGCAUCGGCUGCUUCAGCCUCUUCUUCCUGCUCAGCACCUCCACCGUGUAUAAGAUCUGCGGCUGGAUGCAGGCUGCCUCCGGAGUGUGCCUGGUCCUUGGCUGCAUGAUCUACCCGGAUGGUUGGGACAGUGACACGGUGAGGAAGAUGUGUGGAGAGCAGACUGACAAGUACAGCAUCGGGGCUUGUUCUGUGCGCUGGGCCUACAUCCUGGCCAUCAUGGGCAUCCUGGACGCUCUCAUCCUCUCCUUCUUGGCCUUCGUCCUGGGGAACAGACAGGACGGGCUCAUGUCGGAGGAGCUGCUGGCCGAAAGCAAAGAAGGUGGGAAUGCCUAA
Knipowitschia caucasica is the source of this 666-nucleotide messenger RNA. Lineage: Eukaryota; Metazoa; Chordata; Actinopteri; Gobiiformes; Gobiidae. The record is from the annotation of a GenBank genome assembly.